Molecule: messenger RNA, 690 nt
Organism: Naegleria fowleri
Lineage: Eukaryota; Heterolobosea; Eutetramitea; Acrasida; Naegleriidae
Exons: 2
Coding region: 1-690 (229 amino acids)
Source: RefSeq, a predicted model, not a curated record
AUGACGACACAACAACAAUCACCACAAACGAAUCAAGUUUCACCGGAAUAUAUUGAAAUGAUAAAUCGAAUAGAAAAAGAAUUGGAUGAUGUUUUUGAAAUGGAAGAUGGAGAACAAUUUUGUUUUCAAUUAUCUAAUGAAAUCGUUCGGAUCGGAUUGAAUAUUAUUGAAGAACGACAUUUUGAAAGGGAAAGUGUUUAUUACACGGUAGACGAUUGUAUGGAAAAGAUGUUUGCAAUUCUUGAUUAUACAUUCAUUCCAAAGGAUGAAGGAGAUGGAGAAAUGGCUUUGAAUCAUUUGCAAGAAGGUUCUUCUCCUCUUGAACCAAGUGCUGAGCCUUUGAGAAUACCCAAUGAUUCUUGUGCAAGAGGAAGUGUUCCAAUGAGACGUAAGCCUCAACCACCACCACCUCCACCUUUGUCUCGAGCAAACAGUGGAAGACUAUCAAAAACAUCCAUUCGUUCCUUUGGUCAGAGUACUAGUCGACUUGCUGUUCUGAAUAACAACAACAACAACAACAAUAACAAUGGAAUGAAUGCACCCAAAGAUGCAAUCAAUACAAGUACGAGUACUGUCAAAUCCACAACCAUUCGGAGUAGUAUCGCCUCAAGCAUUUUGACAACUGCCGCCAACAAACACACGACAAAUAGACCAACGAAUAGUAUUGGUGCAACAGGUGUGGUGCGAUAG